Cooperia oncophora is the source of this 618-nucleotide messenger RNA. The record is from the annotation of a GenBank genome assembly. NCBI's taxonomy places the organism in Eukaryota, Metazoa, Nematoda, Chromadorea, Rhabditida, Trichostrongylidae.
AUGGCGGCCUGUCCACCUUCAAGAAAAAUUGCCUUCAAAAGUUCACAUUUUGGUACAUGUCCACUUCCAUUAUUUUCAUUUCAGCUGUUAUGGGAAUUCAAGGAUUGUCAUGGUCUUAUCAACUUACCGAACAAUGAAGGAUACGUUCCUGUGAUGCUGGCAAUUCGAGCAGCGAAUCCUCGUUGCUUUGCCACUCUUCUCAAUUUUGGUGCGGAGUUGAGUAUGAGAGUUCACGGCCGCAAUCCUCUUUUUGAAGCCAUGCAAAGCAAGGGAAAAAACACCGACAUCAUCAAGGCGAUUGUGGAAGCGUCUCCUGAUCUCGUCACCGAAAGGGACUCAUCUGGAAACACGGCGCUUCAUGUUGCAAUGUACAAAACUUCUCUCAUGGGACUGUUGCUUCUGAAAAACAAGGACAUCGACUUGAACGCUAAAAAUAACGCUGGACAAACGGCUCUCCACAUCUUCACCCAUAAAGGUGAUAUUGGCUUGAUGAUUACUAUGUUAUCCUAUUGCUGUGAUAUAGAUGCUGAAGACUAUGACGGAAACACUGCGCUUCAUGUCGCAGUUUCACGAAGGAAUAUCGAGGUGAUAAGCUUCCAAGUGAACUUUUCAAUUUAA